AUGGCCUUCGAACUAUUCGAACUCAUCGAUCAAAUGUACUCUAGGCCACUCGCAAAGACUCCAAAAGUGUCUCUCCGUUUUCUUCAACUCUGCUACGCAUGGAUCAGCGUUCUUUCUAUCUGGUACAUCGUCUUCGGAGCUUGGUUCCUUCACGGCGCUGGAACUUACUAUAAGUUCGUUACUCUGUCGAUGGCAUUCAUUCUCUCCAUCGCAUUUUUUUAUGAUUCCGAUGGCAGAGGAUGGAAGAAGUUUGCGACCCUCUGUGUAAUUUGUGCUCUUCCAAGACUCUUCGUGUCCCCAAUCUACGCAGUUGCAAACAUUCAAACGUCCAAUGUCAAUGCAACUAAUACCCCAGAUUUCAUUGAGUCAUUCCACACUUUGAACAUGUGGGGAUUCCAGGACAAAUACAAUCACAUCACACUCAUCUGGUUCGUCUAUUACUACAACUUCAUGCUGAUCAUUAUGUCAAUGCAAAGAGUCUCGUGUCGUAAAGCAGUUGAAGAGAAGAAACAGAAAAUCUAUGCGGAAAACGUGAAGAUUCAGGAAUCAAAGAGAGUUGAGAACGAGCAAGGAACCGGGCCAAUGCACAUUUAA
Caenorhabditis remanei is the source of this 594-nucleotide messenger RNA. RefSeq lists its product as uncharacterized. The record is from RefSeq and is a predicted model, not a curated record. Bases 1 to 594 code for a protein of 197 amino acids. NCBI's taxonomy places the organism in Eukaryota, Metazoa, Nematoda, Chromadorea, Rhabditida, Rhabditidae. The transcript has 5 exons.